Molecule: messenger RNA, 2344 nt
Organism: Rhipicephalus sanguineus (brown dog tick)
Lineage: Eukaryota; Metazoa; Arthropoda; Arachnida; Ixodida; Ixodidae
Gene: Baldspot
Product: elongation of very long chain fatty acids protein 6
Exons: 3
Coding region: 465-1310 (281 amino acids)
Biological process (GO): fatty acid elongation, polyunsaturated fatty acid; fatty acid elongation, monounsaturated fatty acid; very long-chain fatty acid biosynthetic process
Cellular component (GO): endoplasmic reticulum membrane
Molecular function (GO): fatty acid elongase activity
Source: RefSeq, a predicted model, not a curated record
GCGCGACCGGGGGCCGGAGAGAGGUGCCGCGACAAACCGUGCUGCUCCUGAGCGUGGUCCGACAUCGAAGUAAACCAUUUGGUUGGUCCACGCUUUGCAGGCUUUCUUUCCGAGCCGUUCGGCGGGCCGACGCGACCACCGCUGAAGCUACCGUACUACAGCCGAGCUCGUAAGCGUCUGCACGCCGUUGUUCAAAGCACAGCGCGAGGGGCAUCGCCACCCAGAGCCACGCCACAGUCGCCGGCCCACACGGCGGAUUUUUUGUUCCGCCAGUUCGGGUGUCUACGGGCUUCUCCUUCUGAGUUGCGGAGGGGCAAGGUGCCGCGGCAGAUUGUCCCGCCGUCCUUGGGGCAAAGUCCCAAACGAUACGAAACAACCGUCUCUUCGUCAGCCAAGUAAAAGCGGACUCCAUUGGGUGCAAGAAUUGCUGGUGCAGCGCCUCGUGAAGCAGCACCGGCCACACCAUGGGAGGCGUCGGCGUAGAGGCCCCGCUGAACCUGCUCAACAUCAAACCAAACUAUUCGUUCGAGUUCGACUUCGAGGUGAACUUCGACAAGGACCAGAACCGGUUGUGGAUGAACCGAAACUGGCACACGUCCGUCUACUGGGUGGGCCUCUACAUGCUCGUGGUGUUCGGUGGCCAGGCGUUCAUGGCCCAGAGGCCGGCCUUCAAGCUGACGCGGCCGCUGCAGGCCUGGAACGUGCUUCUUUCCGUGUUCAGCGUGGUGGGGGCCUGUCGCACCAUCCCCGAGCUUAUCCACGUGCUGCGCGAGUUCGGCUUCUUUCACUCGGUGUGCAACAACUCGUACAUCGAGUACGACCGCGUUUCGGGCUUCUGGACGUGGAUGUUCGUUCUGAGCAAGGUCCCCGAGCUGGGCGACACGGUGUUCAUCAUACUGCGCAAGAAGGAGCUCAUCUUUCUCCACUGGUACCAUCACAUCACGGUGCUCAUGUUCUCCUGGUACUUCUACCAGCAGCAUAUCGCGCCCGCGCGCUGGUACGUCGUCAUGAACUACGUAGUCCACUCGCUCAUGUACUCGUACUUCGCGCUGCGCUCGUUCCAUGUGCGCAUGCCACGUGUGAUUGGCGUCUGCAUCACCACUCUGCAGAUCGUGCAGAUGCUCAUGGGCGCCUACGUCACUGGCCUGGGAUUCUUCACAAACAAGCGCGGCUCCGCAUCGUGCGCCAUUUCGGAGUGGACUGCUCUGCUUGCCAUGUUCAUGUACCUGUCCUACUUCAUCCUGUUCGCGGUGUUCUUUUACGGUGCUUACCUCAAGCCGAAGCGCAAGAACGCCGUCAAGGCCGACUGAGUGGCCGCCACCUGCCUCCUCACGGUGCUCUCUUCGGGCGCUCUCUCGAAGACAACCCCCACGCUGCCAGACGCGCGUGCGAUGCGAUGUCAGGACAGUCGAGACACGUGCACACUCUUUCCAUUUGCGUUGUUGCUGCACACGCUUUGCGCGUUUUCCUUUUUGCUGUUGUUGCCCUCGGCUGCCUCGCAACUGCGGUCACCCGGCAACGGACUCAUUCCAAUCACACAGCUUCAACGAAUCGCGGUGUGCGUUUAUGUAAAUCAGGUUGCUUUGUCGACGAGUUUGUGUUGGCGAGUGGUGACCGAGAUUUCAACGGACGCUUUCUUUUUUUUUUCCUGUUUGUUAUGUCGCCGUGUUAUCGUCCCGCUUUCUUUGGGAUUACACUUCCGCGGCCAAUGUUCAUGUUUCGGAGAGCCCAGCGAUAACCAGUACCUUCUUAGAAUGGAAUUUACAGUAUUGACGUCGCACAUACCUGUGCAAUGCCGAUGAGCCAUAGUGUAGGGACACGUUGCUCAAUGAGUAGACUAGUGCCCCCACCUUCGUAGCGCUGGAGACCGCUCUGGGCGCGAGUGCUCUUGAUGGGUACCAGUCUGCCCCUAAUGACGUCUUAGGCGAUCAAAGAAACUUUACACACAGGGUGCUUCCCAAAGCACAAUUUUCGCGUCACAACACUGUACGCACAACGACGUGAGGCAGUUUAACGUGGUUAGCAGUUAGAUUUUCUUUUUGUUGUUGCGGCUGGAUUGCCAAGAUAGCGGGUGCAAUAACGACGGCUUGUACGACUACCCACUCUCUGCCGGCUUUGAACUGGCGCGAUAGAAAGGCUAAUCGUGUAGCGUAUUGUUCUAAUAUAAACGCACACGCUGUUAAACCUCCACGGUGACAGCAGGCCACAAGUCUGUGGCCAUGGACGACGAGUAGUGCCUUUUCUCCAAUAGUCUUUGUUUGUUUGUCUCCAUUCUUGUGAUCGACGAGAAAUUUUUAACUUGUUUUUUUCUUCUUGAGACAAUAAAAGUGCGUUCAGUUUCAUA